Coregonus clupeaformis (lake whitefish) is the source of this 822-nucleotide messenger RNA. RefSeq lists its product as uncharacterized. The annotation marks the transcript as partial. NCBI's taxonomy places the organism in Eukaryota, Metazoa, Chordata, Actinopteri, Salmoniformes, Salmonidae. Gene Ontology annotation, biological process: response to bacterium. The transcript is spliced from 5 exons. The record is from RefSeq and is a predicted model, not a curated record.
AGUCGCUUGGUUCAAGCAAACUGUUGGACAGAAACCUCUUCUCAUGGCAUCAUCAUAUUAUCGCACUCAAAAUAUUUUUAUUUCAACAAUUUUACCAAGGACUUUAAUGAGACUAAACGUUUGAGUGUGAAGAGAGGAGUUGACAGCUGUAACCUGACCAUCUCCAAGACAGAGUCAGGGGACACAGCUACAUACUACUGUGGUGCCAUGGAAGUGGGCGAAGUCAAAUUUGGAGAAGGAACUGUUUUAUUUGUCAAAGGCAACUUAAGGUCCAACAGCAUGUCUGUUGUACAGCAGCCUGUGUCUGAGUCAGUCCAGCCAGGCGACUCUGUGAUUCUGAACUGUACAAUACACACUGAGACCUGUGCAGGAGAACACAGUGUCUAUUGGUUCAGACAUGGCUCAAGAGAAUCCCGUCCAGGAAUCAUUUACACCCAUGGAGACAGGAGUGAUCAGUGUGAGAAGAGCCCUGAUGCUGGGUCUCCUAUACAGAGCUGUGUCUACAACCUCCCCAAGAGGAACCUCAGCCUCUCUGAUGCUGGGACUUACUACUGUGCUGUGGCCUCAUGUGGGGAGAUACUGUUUGGGAAAGGGACCAAGCUGGACUAUGGUUGUAAGGAGGACCAUGUUCUCUUGGUGUACUGUCUGGGUGUAGCGUUGGCUCUUUGUGUCAUCCUAAUCAUUGUCCUUGGUUGUGUUUUGUAUAAGAUGACCAAGAAAACCUCUCUGCUGUGUAGAGGAACGCAUCCUCAGCCAAGUGGUCCGGUUGUCCCCAGUUCUCAUAACAGGUGUAUCCUGCAUCAGAUCUCUGUGCUUUUCUGA